Messenger RNA from Oldenlandia corymbosa var. corymbosa, 2870 nucleotides. Lineage: Eukaryota; Viridiplantae; Streptophyta; Magnoliopsida; Gentianales; Rubiaceae. The record is from the annotation of a GenBank genome assembly.
UUUCUCCCAAUUCCUCCUUAAGUCGUAGGUUUCAUUUCAUGUUCUUCUUUUGUUUCUAUUUUCUUUUUUUUCUCGCUUCCUCAUAUAAACUUUCCCCCAUCAGCCAUCAACCACACACUUUUCACACAGUUUCUCUCUUCCUCUAUUGGUUUGGUAUUAUUAUUACUAUUAUUUUUCUUUCCCCCAUAUAUCUGAUGAAGCUCUCUCUGAGUUUUUCUCAGUCUAUGAACCCGAAAUUAUGCAGUAAUAUUAUUAUUUUCUUUAUGUGUUGAGGGUAAUUAAAAUAUAGAACACACGAAAACACGCAUAAAAAGACAGCUCAAAUAGCUUUUGUAACUACCAACGCCCACCCCCUUCCCCUUCUCUCCGAAAUUUUUUUUCCUGCUUCCUUCAGAGGGGACUGGAAGGAAGAAAGAGAGAGAGAGAUAUAUUAGAUAUUUGGGAGUGUUUUUAGUCAAAAUUCUCCAACUUCCAUUUUUUGUUUUUUGUUUUUCCUGUUCAGUUUUCUGUUUUUUUUUUGUGGGUUUUUUUGGGAGUUCAGUUCAUUUAAGAAUGUGGGAUCUAAACGAUUCACCGGAUCAGAGAAGGGACGAUGAAUCGGAAGGCUGUUCUUCUCACGGCGGCGAUGAUGACAACAACAAAGGCAAGAGGGUUGGAUCGGUGUCGAAUUCCAGCUCCUCCGCCGUCGUUUUCGAGGACGGUUCCGAGGAGGAAGUUGGUGGAGCUGCCGCCGAGAGAGGCGGCGGCGGUGGUAGGAAGAGAUGCGGGACGACUACUUCUAGUAGCAGAACUCUUUUCGGGUUCCCGGUGGGCCACCGUCGCAAUCACAACGACGAUAACUGCUCAUCGGAGAGCGACCACCAGCAGCACUUACCAGUGGUGACUCACCAGUUUUUUCCGGUGGAUGAGGCGGAGGUCAUGGGUGGCGGAGCAUCGUCGUCGUCAGUUGGUGGCGGGGUGGGUUACGCCGCCGGGGGUGAUUUCCCGAGGGCUCAUUGGGUAGGGGUGAAAUUCUGCCAGUCGGCGGAGCCACUAGGGGGCGGCAACGGCGGAGGAGGCGGCGGCGGCGACGUGUUAGGAAAGGCUAGUAUGGAUGUGUCUCAGCCUAUGAAGAAAAGCCGAAGGGGACCAAGGUCUAGAAGCUCUCAAUAUCGGGGCGUCACUUUUUAUCGGAGGACUGGUCGGUGGGAAUCUCAUAUUUGGGAUUGUGGAAAGCAAGUUUAUCUAGGUGGAUUUGACACGGCACAUGCGGCAGCUCGUGCAUAUGAUAGGGCAGCCAUCAAGUUUCGAGGAGUGGAAGCAGACAUCAACUUUACCUUAGCAGAUUAUGAGGAUGACAUGAAACAGAUGAGCAAUUUAACCAAGGAAGAAUUCGUUCAUGUACUUCGACGACAAAGUACUGGGUUUCCUAGAGGAAGUUCCAAAUAUAGGGGCGUCACAUUGCACAAAUGUGGUAGAUGGGAAGCUAGGAUGGGCCAAUUCUUAGGCAAAAAGUAUGUCUACUUGGGCCUGUUUGAUACUGAAAUUGAAGCUGCCAGGGCUUAUGAUAAAGCUGCCAUAAAGUGUAAUGGAAAGGACGCUGUUACCAACUUUGAUCCCAGCAUUUACGAAAAUGAACUCAACUCUACCGAAUUAUCAAGUAGUAAUGGGGGUGAUCACAACUUGGAUUUGAGCUUGGGAAAUUCAGCUUCAAAGUCAAGCAGCAGUCAUGUCGGGAUGGUGGUUGAUAAUUCAAGGGACCUCCAGCAACAUUCUACAUCAAUGCAAUUUCAACUUGACUGGCGCCAUAAAGGAUUAAGGCCUAAUCAAGUGCAACCGGUCGAGCUUGACGUCCAGAAGAGAGACGGCUACAGCGAAGCCGAAACCUUGCAGCUCCUUAGCCAAACGCAUCUGCAUUCCCCGGGCUCUUUUAAAGCCAAGGAAAUGCAAAGAUAUGGGCAAUUGGCUAGACCUACACCCCACAUGCUUCAAAUGUUUGCUCCGCAGUACAAUUCUUCGAAUAAUUAUCACGUAAGCUCUGAUUAAGAUUCCCGUUAGUUCCGUCUUCUAAUCUUAUUAUUUUGGGACAGAAGGAGUAUUAAAACGCUUUUAAUAAAUUGCAGUAUCAGUUUCCAAGCAGCAGCAAUGGAGGAAUUGGCGUAAUUGGAGCCAAUGGAGGAGGAGGAGGAGGAGACCUAUCGCUUUCGGCAAGUGAUCCUCAAAAUAACCACUGGCAAUCCAACCACCCUCCUCAAUUCUAUGGAACUGCUGCAGCAUCAUCACGAUUCCCACAGCAGAUUGUAAGAACUCAAAAUUGGCCACUCAAAAAUGGAUUUCACCACUCUCUCAUGAGACCCUCUUGACCCAUUUAAUUCUUUCUUUUUUUAAUUUCCCAAAUCCCAAUCAAUUGAGUGCUUUCUUCCUUCUGAUCAUCCACCUCUCAAAGCUCCCCAAUUGUUUUGUAAGCUUGUAAAGAUCAAAGCUUUGAGCUUCCCCCAUUCCACCCCACUAUCUAACCAAUUAAACCACCACUGUCAAUCAGAAGAAUUUACUAGUGGAUGGCUAAUUAAAUUAACCUUUGAUAUAAAAUCUAGAAGAAAACAAAAAGGGAAUUUUCCUUCCCUGGUUUGCUAGCUAUAGCUACUACAUGUUCAUAAAUAUUACAAGUAGUCAUGACUGAAGACUUCCCCCCCAUGUUCUAGAUUAAUCUAACUACAUUAUGUUGAUAUAUCAAAAAUCAAAAGGGCUUCGUAAUUUUCUCAUCAUCUCAUGUAUUCGAAUUUGCCAAUUUCCAGAUUAAAUUUUGGCUGCGUUUCUUCUAUCUUUAUUUGUUGACCCUUUAAUUUGUUAGUUUUUUUACUUCUCAUAAUUAAUUUCGUUACAAAAUGUUG